Molecule: messenger RNA, 2783 nt
Organism: Pundamilia nyererei
Lineage: Eukaryota; Metazoa; Chordata; Actinopteri; Cichliformes; Cichlidae
Gene: lmbrd2a
Product: LMBR1 domain containing 2a
Exons: 18
Coding region: 151-2208 (685 amino acids)
Biological process (GO): adrenergic receptor signaling pathway
Cellular component (GO): membrane
Source: RefSeq, a predicted model, not a curated record
CCAGCAAAGCUAGCGUACCGAACGUUAGUUACGCAACGUAGUUUCAAAGGUUGUAUAUAUCUGUCGGGGUUCCCGUCCAGGAAAUAUGAUGUGACUGUCUUUUCAGUCUGCUGUCAUGAGCUCUUGAUGUCUGUCUUGUUAUAAGUCAUCAUGAGUGGUGCUGCGCUGGCUGUUGUGGUGGUGGUCGUUUUUUUCUUGGCCCUCUACCUCCUCCAGCGUUAUGGAGAUCUGUGGAAGCAGCAGAGGCUGGUCCUGUUUGGAACGCUGCUGUCCUGGUACCUGUGCUUCCUCAUCGUCUUCAUCCUACCACUUGAUGUCAGCAUGGCUGUCUACAAUCAGUGCAAUUCUAACAUUACAAACACCACUACUGCAACUCCAACGAACCCCAGUAGUAGGAGUGAGGCCAACUUGUCUCCUUUUCCAUCUAUGAGUCCACCAGGCAAGUGUGAGGAGCCUUGGACUUAUAUUCCAAAUGACACCCUCGAAGUGUUUUGGAGAGUUGUAUACUGGACGUCUCAGUUUCUUACAUGGCUGCUGUUGCCCUUUAUGCAGUCUUAUGCACGCUCAGGAGCUUUCUCAGUGGUUGGAAAGAUCAAAACAGCUUUAAUUGAAAAUGCACUUUAUUAUGGCUCAUACCUUCUCAUCUUCAUCGCUCUGCUCAUCUAUGUGGCUGUUCAGCUAAAGUGGAAACUGACCUUGGCGGACCUCCAGACCAUAGGGAUUACAGCUGCCAACACCUGGGGACUCUUCCUCCUGGUCCUGUUGCUAGGCUAUGGCUUGGUGGAAAUCCCACGGUCUUAUUGGCUGUCAUCUUCCCACAAUUACGUGCUAUCCAAGAGCUACUUCAAGGUAGCAAAGAUGGCUACUGAGAAGGCAGAGGCAGAUGAGAAACUUGCAGAUGUCAUGGAGGAGGUUGCAGGCAUCCAUGCCUCUGUCAGGCAAAACCACUUUCUAAGGAAGUAUGUGGACAUAAUUUUGACAAAGUGUCCCACAAAGUACCAAGAAGAGAUGGGAAUAAAUGUGGAAAUCUCUCGCGUGGACCAGAAUGCCCCUCCCACCAAAAGAGUCCUAGUUAAACUUCAUGAAAAAGUGGUCAGCGCAGUGCAAAGACACAAUCAGACUCAGGUUCAGUGGUCUAUCCUGUUAGAGCAGGCCUUUCAUCUGGAAGAUGUAGCAAAAAGCCGGAACAGCUCGCUCCGACACUUCACCCACAGCUUCCCUUUAGCACACCGUGGCUGGAUCCGUAGGUUCAUCUACACUCCAACUGUAGAGUGGUUUUGGGAGUGUGUGCUCAGACAGGGCCUCUGCAGGCUGCUGGCCGUCCUCCUGUGCUUACUCUCCGCUGCAGUAAUCUGGUCUGAGUGCACCUUCUUCAGCACACACCCCGCCCUUUCUCUGUUUGCGGUCUUUAUUCAGUUGGCUGAAAAAUGGUACAACUAUCAUUGCAUUGAGAUGGUGUGCUUUGUGGGUAUCCUGUUCAUGUGCGUGUGCGUCUACUCCACAGUUUUCAGGAUACGAUUUUUCAACUACUAUUACCUGGUGCCACAUCACCAGACUGAUGCUUACAGCCUGCUGUUCAGUGGCAUGUUAUUUUGUCGUCUCACUCCACCUUUAUGCCUCAACUUUCUGGGAAUGAUUCACAUGGACUCUGCCAUCUCACACAAGAACAGAGUACAGACAUCUUACACCUCUAUUAUGGGCUCUAUGCAGCUGCUGUCAUUUAUAUCAGAUGGGUUCUACAUCUAUUAUCCCAUGCUGGUGUUGCUGCUGUGCUUUGCUACAUAUUACAAUCUGGGGUCUCGCUGUUUGAACCUCUUGGGCUUCCAUCAGUACAUCACUGAUGAUGAUUUGAUCUCUGACCUGGUGGAUGAAGGCAGGGAACUCAUCAAAAGAGAAAGAAGGAAAAGACAAAGAGCUGAAGAUGGAGAGAAUCGAAGAUGGGCGUGGAGGGAGCGGUAUGGUGUCGAUGGGGCCACUGGGCGGAACAGAGCUGGUUACACUGAGUUAAAGGAUAACCAGAAGGAGCCUGUAACAAAGAUCAAGAAAAGUGUUGUCACAUUUACCAGAAGAAACGAAAAGGCCGGCGAGCAGCAGACGGGCUUACUGCAGGAAGACUCCAGUGAUGACGAGUCGCCCAACAGAAGAUCCACAGCAGGAAGUUACCUCACUCUGUCACCUCCAGUGAAGGGCGUGUUUGACGACGUGUGACGCACGAAGGACCUGGAGGGAAAUCAAAAAGCUAAUAUGUGCUGCAAAUAGAAUAAAUGAUUCAAAUGGUACAUUUUCUUCAAAGGGAAGUCUGAAUGCAGAUAAUUCACUCUUAAGAAAAAAAAAGUAAAGAUGUUUAAUAGAUGUAAAAUAUAACUUUAAUAAAGGGUUUUAUAUCACUAGCAUUUUUGGUGGUAUUCAUAGCGAUUGGUAACUGUAAGAACUUAACACAUGUGUUUAAAUGCAUGCUUGAUAUUGUUAUGUUUUAUAAUAAAAUUGGUGGAUAACAGAGCUCAUAGUAUGUGCAUAGAUUUUAUAUUUAUUUAAUUUGAAAUUCAAUUUCUGUGCCUAAAGCAAAGUGUCAUAGAGAAUAUAUCAAAAACAUAAACACGUUUAAAGUUGUGUUUUCAACUGUAUCUGCUAAAUAGCAUCAUUUUCAUGUGGUGCAGUCUCCAGGUAUCUAUUUAUACAAUUUUGAACUGUUCAAUUGUUAUUGUAUAAAUAAAACAUAAUGUUUUUGCUUGUACUUUAUCUGCUGUUGGAUUUUGAGUGGCCUAAAAUAUAUAAAACAGCAU